AUGGUCGCCAGAUCGGACUUGCUUUACAAGAUCCCAGCUGGUAUAUCUUCCAAGAACGCGAGUACUAUAUGUAUAGCUGCACACACAGCAUCAGAUGCCUUGUUGAAUGUCAUCGGUCUGGGAUUCCCUCCUGCCGACGUACCUGGCAUCAGCGUUUCUGGAAAGGGAAUUCUCAUCUGGGGGGGCGCAAGUAGUGUUGGCAUCAUGGCCACCCAGAUCGCAAGGGCUGCCGGUUUUCAGUACAUCUUUGUUACUGCAUCUACCAAGAACCACAAUGAUAUGAAAGCAGGUCAGAAACCCCUUGGAAUCGAGUUGGCCAUCGCUUUUGACACCGUCGGCAAAGGAACAACAAAUCAUGGACCUCCUACCGGCCCAAGCGGCCCGGAGCUGACUAGACUUGCGUUAUCAGCAAGUAACCCCGGUGACCUCCGUCUAGCUUGCACACUCCCAGUCCCUGCAGAUUCCGAUUUCGGGUUCUGCGCUUCGUUCCGACCGAAGGGUAGUCUCAACGCUAUGGGGGCACCUCAGGACCCUAACUCGUCUGGCCGAGUGCGCAAGGUUAUGGAACAUCUGUUGGCAAAUGAUAAAGAAAGGUUAAAGCUUCCUGUCGUAACAACUAUUACUGGUACAAAAGCUGGAAUUAGCGGUAUUCGCCGUGCUGCUGAAGGCAAAAUGAGCUUGGAAAAGCUAGGUUUAGAACAUCCUCUAGACUAG
Fusarium coffeatum is the source of this 714-nucleotide messenger RNA. RefSeq lists its product as uncharacterized. The record is from RefSeq and is a predicted model, not a curated record. The transcript is spliced from 2 exons. NCBI's taxonomy places the organism in Eukaryota, Fungi, Ascomycota, Sordariomycetes, Hypocreales, Nectriaceae. Bases 1 to 714 code for a protein of 237 amino acids. Gene Ontology annotation, molecular function: oxidoreductase activity, acting on NAD(P)H.